AAUAUCCAUUCCAUCCAUUGCAUCUUCCAACUCCACUGCGGCGUUGAAACUUCAAGCAUGGAACAAGGAAAGCAGCAGCAAAGAACGAUGGCGUUGUCGUUGUCGUCCAAGGGUUUACCGCACCAAAUUCAAAACCCAAUCACCCAAAUUCAAACACGCUUUAAAAACAUCGAAAACGGUGUCAAGCUUUGGCUCUCCAAACAGUCUAUCGUCGUUGAAGCCGCCGUCGUUGCCACCACCAGCGCCGCUCAAGGCGCUGUUAUGGGUGCCUGCAUGGGUACUUUCACCAGCAACGCUCCCACUGCUUUCGCUCCACCUCGUAACGCGACUCUCAGCCCUCAAGCCAUGGCUUCUCUUAAACAAGCACAGGCUCUUGCUGGAGGUCCUUUGAUUCAGGCUCGGAACUUUGCUGUUAUGACUGGAGUGAAUGCUGGUAUUUCUUGUGUUUUGAAAAGAUUAAGAGGAAAGGAAGAUGUUCAAUCCAGGUGAAAUUUUAUAACCUAAUCUUCAUGCCCUAAAUUAUAUAUCGUUCUGUCCAAUCAUUAACCCUAGAAUAUUUGUACUAUAUGGAUAAGUAAUGAAAAAAUAGAUGUGUAAUUCCACUAGUUUUAAUUGGAUCUUGGGUUUCUUUUGCUAUAAUUUUGAGAAUUGUGGUUUAGUUGAAUCUCUGGAAAUAAUUUUCUUCAUAUAGGUUGUCUUGAGAAAACAGUAUUUGAUUUAUCUUAAGUGAAAAUUA
Lathyrus oleraceus (garden pea) is the source of this 736-nucleotide messenger RNA. Its product is annotated as chloroplastic import inner membrane translocase subunit HP30-2. Gene Ontology annotation, molecular function: transmembrane protein transporter activity. The transcript has 2 exons. NCBI's taxonomy places the organism in Eukaryota, Viridiplantae, Streptophyta, Magnoliopsida, Fabales, Fabaceae. Gene Ontology annotation, biological process: protein targeting to chloroplast; protein insertion into mitochondrial inner membrane. Gene Ontology annotation, cellular component: TIM22 mitochondrial import inner membrane insertion complex; chloroplast inner membrane. The record is from RefSeq and is a predicted model, not a curated record. Bases 58 to 489 code for a protein of 143 amino acids.